GCUGCGUCCUUGCAUCUCUAGGGAAACGCUGGGAGAGAGGAGGAAUCCUAUAAACUUGGAGCCAAAUACGCGACUGUUCAUUCACAUCCAUGCCAUCGAACCUCUACACAUUAGACAAUUCCAUCGUUCAAAGUGAAAUGGCAAGAAAAUCGGACGUCCCUUCCCCUUAUUACGGAGAACCAAGCAAGUUUGACCCCACAUUCAGAGGACCAAUCAGCAAUAGAAGCUGUACAGACGUAUUUUGCUGUGUGAUCUUCAUCAUCGUCAUCCUUGGAUACAUAGCUCUGGGGACUGUGGCGUGGCUACACGGUGACCCCAGGAAGGUGAUCUACCCUACAGACAGCUACGGACAGUUCUGUGGGCAGAAGGGUACCCCAAACGCAAAAAAAUCCAUACUGUUCUACUUCAAUAUCCUGAAAUGUGCCAACCCUGCUGUCCUCAUCAACCUCCAGUGUCCCACCACUCAGAUGUGUGUUUCCAAGUGCCCGGACAGAUUUGCAACCUACACAGAUAUGCAGUUGCAAUACCAAAUCACUGCAGCCCCCUGGGAAUAUUACAGGCUGUUCUGCAAACCAGGAUUCAACAACCCAACAAAGCCUGUUGCACAAGUGUUACGAGACGAGGACUGUCCAUCAAUGAUUGUGCCUAGCAGACCAUUCCUACAGCGAUGUUUCCCUGACUUCAUCACUCUGAAUGGAACCCUGACGGUGGCCAAAAGAACCCACUUCAAAGAUGCCCUGGACAAAGCCCGCAGUGUGACUGAACUAAGAGACGCCGCCAAUGGCAUCACAGGUCUGGUGGAUGCUAAGGAGGUUGGGAUGAAGAUUGUGGAGGACUACGCCGCCUCAUGGAACUGGAUCUUGAUAGGUCUGGUGAUAGCACUGGUGGUCAGUCUGAUCUUCAUCCUGCUGCUACGUUUCACUGCCGGACUCCUCCUCUGGUUCACCAUCAUCGCCGUCAUACUGGUGAUCGCUUAUGGGAUAUGGCACUGUUACCUGGAGUUCUCCCUCUUGAGGCAGCAGCCCGGGGCAGAUGUGACCAUCGUAGACAUCGGCUUCCAGACAGACGUCACGGUUUACCUGCAUCUCAGUCAGACAUGGCUCAUCUUCUUGAUAGCUCUGUGUACCAUAGAGGCCUCCAUCUUGAUCAUUCUGAUCUUUCUGAGGAGGAGAGUAUGGAUCGCUAUCGCUCUACUGAGGGAGGGAAGCAAGGCUGUUAGCUACAUCAUGUCAACACUUUUCUACCCAAUCAUCACCUUCCUGCUGCUGGCCAUCUGCAUCUCCUACUUUUCUGUCACCUCUGUAUUCCUGGCCUCCUCUGGAGAUGCCAUCUAUAAAGUAAUGGCUGCUGAGCCCAACUGCAUGUACGCAAACAAGACAUGCGAUCCUGAGACUUUCAACAAGACCAAUGUGUCCAAGACGUGUCCGGGCGCCCAGUGUACAUUUGCGUUCUACGGCGGGGAGACGCCCUACCACCGCUACCUCUUCAUCCUCCAGCUGUCCAACCUGCUCAUCUUCCUGUGGCUGGUCAACUUUAUCAUCGCCCUGGGCCAGUGUACCCUGGCUGGGGCCUUCGCCUCCUACUACUGGGCCCGGAGGAAGCCCCAGGACAUUCCCACCUGCCCCCUGUUUUCUUCAUUUAGCAGGGCCAUACGGUAUCACACUGGCUCGCUGGCAUUUGGUGCUCUGAUUCUGGCCCUGGUUCAGAUGGCUCGGGUUAUCCUGGAGUAUCUAGAUUCAAAACUCAAAGGUGCCAGUAACGUGGCAGCACGCUUCCUGCUCUGCUGCCUCAAAUGCUGUUUCUGGUGUCUAGAGCGCUUCAUCAAAUUCAUGAACAGAAAUGCUUACAUUAUGAUUGCAAUAUAUGGGAAGUGCUUCUGCACGUCAGCUCGAGAUGCCUUCUGCCUAUUGAUGAGAAACGUAGUAAGGGUGGCGGUGCUGGACAGAGUGACAGACUUCCUACUGUUCUUGGGGAAAGUGCUAAUAGCAGGGAGUGUAGGCGUCAUAGCCUUCUUUUUCUUCACACACAAAAUACCAAUUGUUCAGGAAGAUGUGCCGACCUUGCAUUACUACUGGGUACCUCUACUGACGGUGAUAUUCGGGUCCUAUUUGAUCGCUCAUGGAUUCUUCAGCGUCUAUGCAAUGUGUGUGGACACGCUGUUUCUGUGUUUCUGUGAGGACUUGGAGAGGAACGACGGGAGCCCUGAGAAACCCUUCCUCAUGUCUGCUGAGCUGCACAGUAUUCUGAGAAAAACUGAGCACCACUGAGGAAUGCAACACUCUCCUACAAACUAAUAGCUUUACUUCUUCCAAGUUAUUUAGCAUGCUUUAAACUGAACAGAGCUCAACUCUGGCUACCUACACUAUGCUGUCUAUCAGCUAACAAGGAGAUAUCAGUCCCUAAUGGAGAAUGAGACCACUGACUGUGACUUUUGCAACUCAGAAACUUCGAAAGUCUUCAGAACUAACAUUGACUGAUUUUGAGAGACUCAUACGAACACUUACAUUGACUAUGACAUGUGUGAUCAUUAGAAUAACUGUUAGACCUAGAGAAUCGAACAAUGAGACUAAUAGUGUGGCCAUUAGACGUUGCUACUGCCUUACCUCAAGACUAGGGACUGACAGGCAGGAACUAUCUUGGAACAAGUUCAGGUGGUCAGACUUCACUGUGACUUGUGCUGAUACUGAAAUCAACGUGUAACUCUCUGGUCCAGUGAGAGAGAGAAACACUUCUGGUUUGCUCCAAACAGAUCAGAGGCUAUGCAUAUCCAACAUGCAGUACACUACUGUAUCAUCCCUAGCAUCAUUAUUAGUCCUCAGCAGCUGUACUGUAACUGCAGUUUACAUGGACGAUUGCCCUUACUGCAAAAACAAUCACGCCAUGAACUUCAUUAUUUAGAACAAAAGGAACCUUUUGGGUGCAGCAGACUGACAUAACUCUAAAUUGUGGUCUGACUAAUACUUGUUCUGCAGACUUUUAGCUAAAUCAACCAGUUGAUUUAUGCUACUCAAAGUCAAUAUUGGGUACUAAUGGAGUUCCAAAUAUUCAGCCACUAAAGGUUAAGCAACAACAGUGUCAAGGACAAUAAUGAUCAAAUUCUGCCCUAUAUCCCACUACUGCAGAAAACAGUGCAGUUUGCGGUCAAAACCUGCAUCUGUGAUGACCUUUACACCCACACAUGGGCUCAUGUAAUGUAUAGCACGGGUAGCCUACAUUAUGUGUGUGAUACCCUACAUGUACAGUACCAGUCAAAAGUUUGGACAUACCUACUCAUUCCAGGGCUUUUCUUUAUUUUUUUUACUAUUUUCUACAUUGUAGA
Oncorhynchus tshawytscha (Chinook salmon) is the source of this 3319-nucleotide messenger RNA. Its product is annotated as choline transporter-like protein 5-A. NCBI's taxonomy places the organism in Eukaryota, Metazoa, Chordata, Actinopteri, Salmoniformes, Salmonidae. Bases 90 to 2267 code for a protein of 725 amino acids. Gene Ontology annotation, cellular component: membrane. Gene Ontology annotation, molecular function: transmembrane transporter activity. The transcript is spliced from 22 exons. Gene Ontology annotation, biological process: transmembrane transport. The record is from RefSeq and is a predicted model, not a curated record.